CACAGUUGCUCUACAGAUAUUACCAGGUAGCCAGACAGUUUUACACAUCGACUGAGAUGUGAUAAAUUGAUCAGAAGUGGUACCGGGCUGCCCUCGGAGGUUCUGCUCCACCUGCCCCAGAAAAGCGGGCACGCCUACAGGGGCAGAUACGCUGCCAGCCGGGGGAUGUGGUGUCGGGCUGGGAUCCAAUGGCAGUGUGUCAGGCACAAACAGGUCACACUUAUUUUCAAAACGUAUUAGUGGAAUGGCCUGAAGCUGUGUCAGGGGAGGUUUAGGCAGGAUAUCAGGAAAAGGUUCUUCACCCAGAGGUGGCUGGGCACCGGAACAGGCUCCCUAGGGAAGUGGUCACAGCACCACGGCUGACAGAGUUCCAGGAAAGUCCGGACAUCGCUCUCGGGCAGAUGGGGUGCUCUUAGGCAUGGUCCUUUGCAGGGCCGGGAGCUGGACUCGAUCACCCUUGGGUUUUUACCUUGGUGAAGGUAUAUUGGACAACUGUUGACUUGGAAGCUGUUUUUAGGAUGUCUGAAGAUGAGGAAAAAGUUAAACUCCGCCGAAUCGAGCCUGCAAUUCAGAAAUUCAUUAAAGUGGCAAUUCCAACAGAUUUGGAAAGGUUAAGAAAACAUCAAAUAAAUAUUGAGAAGUAUCAGAGAUGCAGGCUCUGGGACAGAUUGCACGAAGAGCACAUCAAUGCAGGACGAACGGUUCAGCAGCUCCGUGCCAAUAUGAGAGAGAUGGAGAAGCUCUGUUUGCGAGUCCGGCAGGAAGACAUCCCCGUUCUGCAGAGAAUGAUAAAUCCCAUUAAAGAGGAAGCUUCAAUUGCCAUUAAGGACUUCCUGCAGCUGCAUUCUGAAUCUGCAGAAGAACUUAAAAGGCAACUCAAAGGACAAGAGGAUGCCUCUUUAACCAGAUCUGCAACUCUAGGACAAGAAACUUUAUAUAACACAGAAGUGAAGGAUGGCUCCCAAAGUUUGAUCCAAAUCUACUCCCGCCUUCCGGAAAUACCUCAGGAAGAAAAUGCAGCUGAGUCCUGGGAAAGUUUAGAAGGGGACUUGGUUGAGCUCAGCCAGUUGGUGACUGAGUUUUCUCUCUUAGUCUGUUCCCAGCAGGAGAAGAUUGACAGGAUUGAAGACCAUGUCAACAGUGCUGCUGCGAAUGUUGAAGAGGGAACCAAAAACUUGGGGAAGGCUGCAAAAUACAAGCUGGCAGCUCUGCCUGUGGCAGGUGCAGUCAUUGGUGGAGUGGUGGGGGGUCCUAUUGGUCUCCUUGCAGGCUUCAAAGUAGCAGGAAUUGCAGCUGCACUUGGUGGUGGGAUUUUGGGCUUCACAGGUGGAAAAUUGAUACAAAGAAAAAAACAAAAAAUGAUAGAGCAGGUCUCUUCCAGCUGUCCAGAGCUUUCUCACCAAAGUGCCAAGAAAUCCAGCUGACGUAUAGAUUCAUUAUGGCCAGGAAUAACAGUGUAGUAGCUGAGCUAAUGACAGACUUGCAGCCUUAUGCUUUAUAUACAAGGCUGAAUUGUGUGAAUUUUGAUGACAGUUUUGUUCCUUGGGAGGGCUGAAAGAGUCGUGUCAGAAUUUCUCUCUUCAGACACAGUGACAUCAGUCCUUUGAAAAUUAUAUGGAUAACUUUAAAUUAUAUAAUUCUUAGGUAAGCUAUAUUGACAGCUGUAAUAAUGGGUGACAGGUGCUUCAUGCCAAAUUUGCACAAAGUGUCUUGCAGACAAUGCAAAGAGAUAUUUGGAAAAUCCUAGUGCUUUCCCAUGAAUGCCAUGAGAAGCUGGAGCUUUUAUUGUAGCGCUCCAAAGAAAAGGAAAUAAAUGCCAUCAUUCUUUCACACUCAUAGUAUUUUAAAUUUACCUUAAUUUAUCUGGAUUCCCAAACUCUUCCUGUUAUUCCCCAGGAUAUGACUGACUAUGCCUGUUUAAUAAUACACAGGGAAGCAUGUGCUGUCGUAAAAAAAGGUGAGAAUGUUGAAUGAGCAAAGGGGAGAAAAGUUAUGUAUAUAUCACAUCAGCAUUGGAAGCAGCUGCUCCCCUUUCCAGGCAAGGCAGUUAAUUUGUAAGCUCCCCACCUUGCUCAAAGUGUAGUUGUGAAUUGAACAGUCUAAGCAGCAACCAUGCAGCACUGCUGCUGGAGGAUAAUGAUUUUUCGUAGCUGUUCAGCUCCUUGGCUUGUCCUGAGAGCACUGUACAGGAUGAAGAGCCAAGCUCUGGCAUUCUGAACCUGAAGCCUCACGUUGUUGAAGCAGCACUUAUUGCAAGAUGUUGCCUUUGCUUCUCCUGGAGCCCAGAGCGCCCUGAUGGGAGAGCUGAACAGCUUCUCUGGAAGGCAGUGCUGCAGCCAGGCCCACUCCCCCCACAGGCUGUUGUCCCUCAGGGGGGUGUGAGGCCCCAGGCCAUCAGAGAAGCAGUGAGGUCCCUUCGCUGCCAGCUCCAGAGGUGGGGAUGGGGUCGGAAAUGUCAACCUGAUAGAGCUUACAGCAUAAACCACCCUUGUUUGGGCAGCUGCACUCUUGCAUUACUCUCCAGUGCCAAAAUUUCUGCUUCCACCCACACUGCAGUGUAGCUGCUCAGCCUUUUCAACAUCUUGGGACAUGCUGUGGAGCCUGUAUGGGGUGAGAUGCUGGCAGUGCUUUUACUUGCUUUUUAUAGUGGACACCUGUUAUCUUACCCUCCUUAAGAAGCCUUUUGCUUCUGGAGCUUCAAUUCUUAAAUGCAGAAGUGUUAGUGUGUUGUUAUUGUCAUAUAAUUGUACAGUUGUCAGAUAAUUUACCGUUCCAAACAUGGUCCUACCUCCAACCUUUCAGGACACUUCCCACACUGCUGCUGCUACUGUUUGGGGGAACAGAAAUUGAGGUUGGGAAGCUUUUUGAAGUUUUUAGAUUGGUCAAUUCAUCCAGAGCUCUGCUUGAGUUGUUUUCUUAUGUGCACAGUGAAGUAAGUAUUGAGAUAAGGCUUCCUAGCAGGGAACAUGGGCCAGGGAAGUGUACUAUAGAAAGAGCUCCUUUUCAAUAACCAGUACUUUGAUAUCAUCACUGGAAAUCACUGUCUGCUAAUGACAGAUGAUGGGGUUUUGUGCCUAGAGACAUUGUAAACAACUGUUAGCUACAGCACAAAUAACUUCUUCUAAGCAGUGCUUCCUUAUUACUUCUAAAAUACUGAAAUUGCUAUCAGACAGAGCAUUAUGUCUAUUUUAAGUAGGUCUGAGAUUCAGGGAAACAAUGUGUGCAAGAAUAGUUUUAACAAGUAAUUGCAGACAUUGUCAAAACUGCAUGUGUUGAAGCCUCGGUGCCUCCACUGGUAAAAUCACCUGGAGUGCAAAACAUGACCUGAGUAAUUCAGCUCAUUUGCUUCUGACAGGCAAAAAGCCCUUUCCUUUCAAUGCAUCUACUUUGGAUGUAAACACAGUUAAUGAGCUUGUAACAACUUCAUAGUAAGGCUGUUCAUUCCUUUGAUAUUUAUUUUCUACAUUUAAAGGAAGACACUAAAAAAAAAGUGUUCUUAAUCAGAAAUUGGUUGAUCCUUUGUAUGAUCUUCAAAUGCAGUCCCUGCUUUCCUGCUGUAUGCUGUGAAAACUCGUGCAUUUAAAUGACAACAGCCACAUCGAUUAUGUUGUGGACUCCUCCCCCUGAGCUGGAAUAAUGCCAGGACAAUCUAAAUUCAUAAGAGUGAAUUCCUGCCUCAGCUUAUACAAAUUCAGCUUGGUGUGCACUCAUUUUAUGAAAUGUCUACUACAAAAACUAUUCUUCCCCCUUGCAUCCUUGUGGAAGCAAUUUGAAAUAAUUGUGUACACACUAGAUGUGGGACACUGUUAUUUAACCUAUGAUAUUUUAAAAUAGUUGGGUUAUUUACAUAUGCAAAGAAACAUCAGCAUGUGAGUAACUAAACUAGCAAUUAAAUUGCUAGGCGUGUUACUCAGAAGAAUUGUAAGAUAUAAAUAAUUAUUUCAGAUGAAAUAAAAGUUUUUGCCUACAA
Vidua chalybeata is the source of this 3970-nucleotide messenger RNA. It is a transcript of the gene STX17, whose product is annotated as syntaxin 17. Gene Ontology annotation, cellular component: autophagosome membrane; endomembrane system; SNARE complex. Bases 519 to 1424 code for a protein of 301 amino acids. The transcript has 8 exons. Gene Ontology annotation, molecular function: SNAP receptor activity; SNARE binding. Gene Ontology annotation, biological process: exocytosis; intracellular protein transport; vesicle fusion. The record is from RefSeq and is a predicted model, not a curated record. Lineage: Eukaryota; Metazoa; Chordata; Aves; Passeriformes; Viduidae.